UCAAGACUUGCUUGACCGGGACUGCGUGUUUGACGUUGUUUGGUGCCGAUCUGCAACGACGGGCUCAGCGGUCCGCCACAGCUCAUACUGGUGCUCGUCGCCGACCUCUCCGCCUUCGCCGCCGUCUCAAACCUCUGGGGCGCGUGCAUCACCCCACAAUGGCCGCCUUGCAAGCAAUCAAACAGUUCCGACUGAAGGAGCUGGCAACAGCCCUGACUGCGGCCCCCGAGGCGACUACUCGUCCGAAGGUCCCCAACCCGUUCCUCCCGCGAAAGAACCCAGAGUCUGGACGUUGGGCUCCGCCGAAGUACUCGCUCCGUCGGCAGGCCGAGCUCGUAAAACUUGCCCGCGCGAGCAACACGCUCCAUCUUCUCCCUCCAGGACUGAAACUCGGUGUCCAGCAGCUUGCCACGGCAGCAAGCACGCAGAGUGCCACGGGCACAAGCGCGUCACCGAGCGAGGAAGUAUGGGCGCAAGACGUAGAAUGGGAGGGUGAGCUGAAGAAGAAGAAGGCAGUACCGGGUGCGGAGAUAGGCAGCAAGCUGUACGCUGGGAGGCGGAGGAUGUUCAAGGGUCACAAGUGGGAGCGAACGCGCGAAGCGAGGGAGGAGGAGCGGCGCAAGGCGAUGGAGCAUAUGUCGAAACGCAUUGUCGGCUUCAAAGCGUCGUACCGUCGGAAAAUCCCCAACCCCGCCAGCAUCCCUCAAGCCACCAGCUACACCAAGCUACCGUUCUAGUCAUGAUGGGAUUAUCUCCCCUCCUCCUGCAUGCUGUUUUGCUGUUCCUUCCGAGCAAGGGCCGUGGCGUACUAUGGGACUUCUGGCCGGUAGACAUCCGACAGCUUGUACACCGUAGGUCAGUUCGUGCGCGACCUGACUUAGAUGGAGCUACGCACCAUAACCUUCAUUGCUACCUUGUCCGAUGUCUGAUCUCACCUCAACGGACCGGUCGCUCUUCGUUGAAGAUGUUCCGAGGCGUUGACCAUGCGCGCAGCGCUCCCUGACGUGCUUGCGUGAGUUGACUUUUGCAGGGCAUGUCAACUAAGAGAACGGUAAGCAGUGUGUAG
This is a messenger RNA of Rhodofomes roseus, 1066 nucleotides long. RefSeq lists its product as uncharacterized. Gene Ontology annotation, cellular component: mitochondrial large ribosomal subunit. Gene Ontology annotation, molecular function: structural constituent of ribosome. The record is from RefSeq and is a predicted model, not a curated record. NCBI's taxonomy places the organism in Eukaryota, Fungi, Basidiomycota, Agaricomycetes, Polyporales, Fomitopsidaceae. Bases 159 to 737 code for a protein of 192 amino acids. The transcript has 2 exons.